AAAACCGGAAGUGGGUGUGACAGGGACGGGAGCCGAGUGGGACCGCUGUGCUAGAUCCAGGGCAGUGGGAUUAGCAGCCUUGGAAGCAAUGAUUCCUCCGCAGGAGGCGUCCGCCCGGCGGCGGGAAAUAGAAGACAAGCUGAAGCAGGAAGAGGAGACGUUGUCUUUCAUCAGAGACAGCCUAGAGAAGAGCGACCAGCUCACCAAGAACAUGGUGUCCAUCCUGUCGUCGUUUGAGAGCCGCCUCAUGAAGCUGGAAAACUCCAUCAUCCCUGUGCAUAAGCAGACGGAGACCCUGCAGCGGCUGCAGGAGAACGUGGAGAAGACCCUGUCCUGCCUGGACCACGUCAUCAGUUACUACCACGUGGCCAGUGACACCGAGAGGACCAUCAGGGAGGGCCCCACAGGUAGGCUGGAGGAGUACCUGGGCAGCAUGGCCAAGAUCCAGAAGGCUGUGGAGUACUUCCAGGACAAUAGCCCGGACAGCCCGGAGCUCAACAAAGUGAAGCUGCUGUUUGAGCGGGGGAAGGAGUCACUGGAGUCGGAGUUCCGCAGCCUGAUGACCCGGCACAGUAAGGUGGUCUCCCCUGUGCUCAUCCUGGAUCUGAUCAGCGGCGAGGACGAGCUGGAGGUCCAGGAGGAGGUGGCGCUGGAGCACCUGCCUGAGGGCGUGUUGCAGGAUGUGAUCCGCAUCUCGCGCUGGCUGGUGGAAUACGGCCGCAACCAAGAUUUCAUGAACGUCUACUACCAGAUCCGCUCCAGCCAGCUGGACCGCUCCAUCAAGGGCCUGAAGGAGCACUUCCGGAAGAGCAGCUCCUUCUCGGGGGUUCCCUACUCGCCCGCUAUCCCCAACAAGAGGAAGGAGACCCCCACCAAAAGGCCGGUCAAGCGGCCAGGGACGAUCCGUAAGGCUCAGAACCUUCUGAAACAGUAUUCCCAGCAUGGUCUAGAUGGGAAAAAGGGGGGCUCUAACCUCAUUGCUCUGGAAGGGAGAGAUGACAUGCUGGAUGUGGAGACGGACGCCUACAUCCACUGCGUCAGUGCCUUUGUCCGGCUGGCCCAGAGCGAGUACCAGCUGCUGACUGACAUCAUCCCCGAGCACCACCAGAAGAAGACCUUCGACUCCCUGAUCCAGGACGCACUGGACGGGCUGAUGCUCGAGGGGGAGAAUAUCGUGUCGGCCGCCCGCAAGGCCAUCAUCCGACACGACUACUCGGCAGUGCUCACCGUGUUCCCCAUCCUGCGGCAUCUGAAGCAGACCAAGCCUGAGUUCGACCAGGUGCUCCAGGGCACAGCCGCCAGCACCAAGAACAAGCUGCCCAGCCUCAUCACCUCCAUGGAGACCACCGGGGCCAAAGCUCUAGAGGACUUUGCGGACAACAUCAAGAACGACCCAGACAAAGAAUACAAUAUGCCCAAGGACGGUACCGUACAUGAGCUCACAAGCAACGCCAUCCUCUUCCUGCAGCAGCUUCUGGACUUCCAGGAGACAGCGGGCGCCAUGCUGGCUUCCCAAGAGACCAGCUCUUCAGCCACCAGUUACAGCUCCGAGUUUAGCAAGCGGCUUCUGAGUACCUACAUCUGUAAAGUCCUGGGCAACCUGCAGUUGAACUUGCUGAGCAAGUCCAAGGUGUACGAGGACCCGGCUCUGAGCGCCAUCUUCCUGCACAACAACUACAACUACAUCCUCAAGUCCCUGGAGAAGUCUGAGCUGAUCCAGCUGGUGGCCGUGACCCAGAAGACGGCGGAGCGCUCCUACCGGGAGCACAUUGAGCGGCAGAUCCAGGUCUAUCAGCGCAGUUGGUUAAAGGUGAUUGACUACAUUACUGAGAAGAACCUCCCUGUGUUCCAGCCUGGAGUCAAGCUCCGGGACAAGGAACGGCAGGUGAUCAAAGAACGUUUUAAGGGCUUCAAUGACGGCUUCGAUGAGCUGUGCAGGAUCCAGAAAGCCUGGGCCAUCCCAGACACAGAGCAGAGGGACAAGAUUCGCCAGGCUCAGAAAAACAUCGUCAAGGAGACCUACGGGGCCUUUCUGCAGAGGUACGACAAUGUGUCCUUCACCAAGAAUCCUGACAAGUACAUCAAGUACCGCGUGGAGCAGGUGGGCGACAUGAUCGAUCGCCUUUUUGACACCUCCGCCUGAGCUGCUGUGGUCCCUGCCUGGUGCCACCAGACUGGCCAUGUUACUGGACAGAUAAACCACUGUUAACUUG
Molecule: messenger RNA, 2213 nt
Organism: Orycteropus afer afer
Lineage: Eukaryota; Metazoa; Chordata; Mammalia; Tubulidentata; Orycteropodidae
Source: RefSeq, a predicted model, not a curated record